Lathyrus oleraceus (garden pea) is the source of this 1593-nucleotide messenger RNA. RefSeq lists its product as uncharacterized. The transcript has 3 exons. The record is from RefSeq and is a predicted model, not a curated record. NCBI's taxonomy places the organism in Eukaryota, Viridiplantae, Streptophyta, Magnoliopsida, Fabales, Fabaceae. Bases 1 to 1593 code for a protein of 530 amino acids.
AUGGAUAAUGUACGACCAAUGUUCUAUGAGAGGAUGGUGGGCAGUGUGUCUGCAAGUUUUUUUGACUUGGUAGCUGUAGGCAUUAAAGUUGAACUCGGUUUGAAGAAUGGAAAGAUGAUCAGUGCUGCUGGAACUUCUAAUAACAACAAUGUUAAGAAGUUUCCCGAAAAUUUUCAGAAAAAAAGGAAGGAGAGACAAAUGAUGUAUCGUCCAAUCGAGGGAGGAGUCAAUCAUGGAGAAAGCAACAAUGACAGUUCACUCAACAACAACCAGCAUACCCUGUGCAUGCGAGAAUUGGUGGAAAAGAAGAUUCUUUCAUUCAGAGACUUAUGGCCUAAUGUCAAGAGUAAUCCUUUGCCAGCAUAUGGAACUGUUAAUACAAUUGAAGAAGCAUCUGAUGGUAAUGUGAUCAAAGAUGUUGCAAAUAUCAAUACUCCUUUGCUAGCGUUCUAUGCGAGACUAGUAGAAGCUGGUUUAGUUAGUGCUUGUCAUAAAGAUUAUGAAGAAUGUGCCAUUCAUCCAAGAGGAUGUGAGAUGGUACGAAAAUAUGUCCAAGACUUGAUGAACCAAGGAGUGUUACAAUUUAGUAUCCUCGUGAGAAGAGAUGAAGUAGCUGUAAUUGAGCCAUUUUUCAAUUUACCAGAGCCAAUUGAGAUAACCUAUAGAAGAAAAGAUAUUGUUCAGCCGGUUAAUCACCUAACACCCGUGGUUAUCUGCAUGCCUAGUCCUUUCCCCUACGAAAGUACUAAGGCAGUACCAUGGAAAUAUGAUAUAACUGUCACUGAUAAAGAGUCUGAAGAGAGUAGACAAGAGAAAAGUUUGAAGGUUGAUGGUGUCGAUGUCACAAACAUCACAGGGAUAAGCCAAAUGACUCGUAGUGGGCGGAUUUACACUCCCCAAUUUGAUGUGACCUCUCAAGUACCAACCAAAGAAACUACAAUUGCAGUCCUUAUUAGGGAGCAAAAUAUGGUUCAAUCCAAUGAAGAUGCUGAAUUUUUGAAGAUCAUUAAAAAGACUUGUAACACCCUGAGUUUCAAUGGUGGAGAGUUGCCAAAGCAAGAACAAAAUCACAAUUGCGCCUUGCAUGUGUCAGUGAAGUGCCAAGAGGAUACUUUAGCAAGAGUUUUAGUGGAUACAAGGUCCCCCCUCAAUGCUCUACUGAAGAACACACUUGCCAAAUUAGAUUUUCAAGGAUCAGAAAUGAGCCCUAAUGCACUGAUUGUCAAAGCAUUUGAUGGGUCUCGGAGGACUGUGAUUGGUGAAGUGGAGUUACCAAUUCUGAUUGGUCCAUGUGUAUUUAACAUAACUUUCCAGGUCAUGGAUAUCAAUCCUGCCUAUAGUUUCCUAUUGGGGCGACCUUGGAUACAUGCCGAUGGGGAAGUAACCUCCACUUUGCAUCAGAAAAUGAACUUUGUCAUCAAUAACAAGCUUGUAAUUAUCUAUGGUGAAGAAGAUCUUAUGGUUAGUCACCUCUCCUCCUUUCGUUACAUCGAGGCUGAUGAAGAUGCCUUGGAAACUUCUUUCCAAGCUCUGGAGAUAGCCAAUGCCACUUUUGUGGAAGUGAAGGAAUCUGUGGAGAAAGUCAUCCUGUAA